Gambusia affinis (western mosquitofish) is the source of this 6413-nucleotide messenger RNA. RefSeq names its product teashirt homolog 1-like. NCBI's taxonomy places the organism in Eukaryota, Metazoa, Chordata, Actinopteri, Cyprinodontiformes, Poeciliidae. Gene Ontology annotation, cellular component: nucleus. Bases 1444 to 5019 code for a protein of 1191 amino acids. Gene Ontology annotation, biological process: regulation of transcription by RNA polymerase II. The transcript has 5 exons. The record is from RefSeq and is a predicted model, not a curated record. Gene Ontology annotation, molecular function: DNA binding; DNA-binding transcription factor activity, RNA polymerase II-specific.
UCAUCCCUCCCUCCCUGUCCGAAGCUGUCCUCCCGGCCAUCUGUCAUGUUAUGUUUAUGGGCCCUUUUGCUUUUGUGUCCUGAUGACCACUGUCACAGAGAGCUCCCCAUUACCGAUGCGGCCUGAUGAACGAUGUUACCCAGACGCGCUGCUGACACCCCCGUGUCCUUGGCCGCAGAGACACUGCCUCUGUAGCAAGCUGGGGCCGGUAAAGAAUGAGGACAGAAGGGGGCCUGAGGGAGCCGGACUGAGGACCUGUCCGUCAUCCUGCUGACGGGACGCUCAUAUUUCCUCCUCUGUUCUUUCCGCCAUUUUUCUUCUUCCUUAUCCAGCCAAUUGAAGGCAGCCUUGAUUGACCUUGAGAAUUGAUGCUGCCAAUCAGAUGGGAAGCAAAGCUUUCCCGCGGCAUCAUACUGCCACCACCAUGUCCCAUAUGCAAUCGGUGCUGGUCUGUGAGGAAACAUGUGCCUGAUUCCACCCAAACACACUGCUGCUGCUCUGAAUGGGAGACAUGAUGCUGAUGCUGCAGCUCCAGCGCCACGUAACGCCGCAUCUCCUUCUCCAUCAUCUCCUGAUGCCAGUCUGAGCCCCCCCACCGACUUUCUGUGUGUGCAGGUUGGUGACGUAGGGAGACAGGAGGACAGAGAGACGGAGAGAGGGAGAGAUGGAAUGAUAGACAAAUGCAGGGAGGGCGGAACUUGGAGUAACUGUUUUUUUUUUGUUGUUGUUUUUGUUGUUUUUUUUUCCCCUCAUCUCGUGAUGAUGAUGAUAGUGCUGAUGAUGAUCGCGGUCGCCGGAUUUGAGGUGUCGGGGUAAAGAAAAGAAGGAACCGGGAGCAGGAGUGGAGACUGCUCCCUCACAUCGGACCUUAUUUGUUUGGUGAAAUCACCUUUUUUUAAUAUAUAUAUAGUUUUGGCGUGCGUAAAAAGGCGCAGCAAAACUAUCUCUCUCCCCCUCCCCUUCAACCGGGACUAGAGAUUAUUAUAGGGGGAUUUAUUUUUUGCACACACCAAAAAAGGAGUGAACUGAAAACUUAUUUUUUUAUUAUUGUUAUUAUUUUAUUUUUUAUUUUUUGGUGCUUUAUUUUUGCUUCUUUUUAUUAACACUGUAAUUGUUUGAUUUUUUUUAAUUAUUAUUUUUAUUGCCGGCCAAGGAGAGAAAUGAAGGAAGAUGAUAUUUGAUGGACACGGAGGUUUCGGGAGCUGGCCGAACCCUCAGUUUCGCUGAAGCCGAACCCCAGCCAUCAUCCACAUCCAGCAGAGACACGAGAAGCCUGGUGCUUUUUUCUUUUUUUUUUUUUUUUUUUUUUUUUUUUUUGAGCCUCAGAAAAGGGAUGAUUCCUCCAAUCUAAUCAGACUUUGACGCCUCUUUUUUUUUUAAAAAAAAUACAUAAAUUAAAUAAAUACACCUGCAUGAGAAGCUCCGUGGAAGGUGACGGUCACUAUGCCGAGGAGAAAGCAGCAAGAGCCGCGGCGAUCAGCAGCAUACAUGCCCGAGGAUGAGCUUAAGGCAACCACUCAUGAUGAGGAAGAGCACCUGCAGGAUGAUGGCCUCUCUUUAGAUGGACAGGACACAGAGUUCCUGUGCAAUGAUGAAGAGGAGGAUGCCGAUGGAGGCCAGCCACCUAGCUACAGAGAUUCUCCACUUAGCAAUGGUACUAACCCGGAUGCUGGAUAUGGAUCUCCACUCAGUGAUGCUAGCGACAGACUUGCAGAUAUCAAGAGCACCUCUUCCAGGGAUGGUCAGGAGAGGGAAGGCUCUGCUCCGCCCUACCGUCCCAACAACGGCCUGUCUUUCCAGGACAGUCUGGCACAGAUGAAAGCCGUCUAUGCAAACCUCAUCUCAGAUGCCUCUUGGUCUAGCAUCACAAUGGACAUCAUGAAAUCGAAGCCUGCUGCAGCUGGCAGUGUCAACGCUGCCCACACGACUCCAGAGCCUGUCUCUGCUGUCUCUGUCUCGCCAACUACUACCACAAACAAAAGCAGUGUGGUGAACAUGGCCAACAGUCACCACAAUGGUAGAAGCUCCACCAACACUGCCAACCACACAGGCAACGCGAGUGCCAACACCAAUGGUACGACAACUAGCUCCGCAAGUAGCCACAGUGCAACGAGCAGUAGUGGAAGCAGUGCUGGUGGAGCCAGCAAUGGAAGUGGUGUAGCUUAUGACUGGCACCAGGCAGCACUUGCCAAAACACUUCAACAGACACCAUACCACCUUUUACCCGAGCCUAGCCUCUUCAGCACAGUGCAGCUCUACCGGCAGAACAACAAGCUCUAUGGCUCUGUUUUUACUGGUGCAAGCAAGUUUCGCUGCAAAGACUGCAGUGCCGCUUAUGACACGCUAGUGGGAUUGACAGUCCACAUGAAUGAGACGGGCCACUAUCGCGAUGACAACAAGGACAAAGAGGAGGACCAGGGCAAGCGCUGGUCCAAACCACGUAAGCGAUCUUUGAUGGAAAUGGAGGGGAAGGAGGAUGCUCAGAAAGUACUGAAGUGUAUGUACUGCGGCCACUCGUUUGAGUCCCUGCAAGAUCUCAGCGUACAUAUGAUCAAGACCAAGCAUUACCAGAAAGUGCCUCUCAAAGAACCCGUGCCAGCCCUGGCUACAAAGUUGGUGCCAACUUCAGCUAAAAAACGUGCUAUUCAAGAUGUUAUAGUCUCUCCAUGCUCCCCAGACUCCAUCCAUGCUGGUAGUGGUGGUGGUGGUUCUGUGUCUCUUGGGGAUAUGGGCAAAGACUCGAAAGCUACCGCUAACCCCUACGUGACCCCGAACAACCGCUAUGGCUACCAAAAUGGUGCCAGCUACACAUGGCAGUUUGAGGCUCGCAAAGCGCAGAUCCUUAAAUGCAUGGAGUGCGGGAGCUCGCAUGACACACUCCAACAGCUGACUGCCCACAUGAUGGUUACAGGUCACUUUUUGAAGGUUACAAACUCUGCAUCUAAGAAAGGCAAACAAUUGGUCUUUGAUCCAGUGGUAGAAGAAAAGAUUCAGUCAAUCCCACUACCACCAACCACCACCAGACUCCCUGUUCCCAGUACUGUAAAAUCCCAACCAGUAUCCCCUGCCCUCUCCUCUGGCUCCGAGGAUAAAAGGGAGGGAUUAGAGGAUGAAAAACUUGAAGGAUGUGAGCCUAUUGAGAAAAAAAUCAAGGAGGAGAAAGAUGACGCAAGUGAGAAAUCAGAAACCGAUACUACAUCUUAUAAAUACCUUAGAGAAGAAGAUCUGGAGGAAACGCCUAAAGAGGGUUUAGAUAUACUAAAGUCUCUUGAAAACACUGUAUCCAGUGCCAUCAGCAAGGCCCAGACAGGCACUCCCACAUGGGGUGGCUAUCCUAGCAUUCAUGCUGCCUACCAGCUGCAAGGUGCAAUUAAAAGUUCAGCUACUGUUCUUCCCCCAACCGUCCAGAGCGUUCAGAUGCAGCCAAUGUUUAAUAGUGGGCUACGAAGUCUUGUGAGUGACUCCAACUCCGUCAUCCACUCCCCUCGUAGCCCUUCCUCCCCGACUCUCCUCAGGAGCAACGUCACUGCCAUGGAGGAGCUUGUUGAGAAAGUGACAGGAAAAACUGCCACCGUGAAGAAAGAAAAGGAGGAAAAGCUGGUCAGUCUAGAGCGUUGUAGGCCACCGUCAUUAGUAAAAUCGCCCUCUCCUGCACUGAGAGAGCAGAGGGAGCAAUUACCGUCUCCAAACGACCUUUCUGUAGGUAAACCGUCCGGCCUGAGAAGUAUCAGCCCAGGUAGUGUAGACUCUGAGCUUAUUUGUAAGAAGGAGCCCAAAGAGAGUCUGUUGGAUGGCCACAGCAACACUUCAAAAAAUGGCUCAGAGGCAUCCCAGUCUCCUGUAACAAAUGGGAACAGUCUUGGCAUCAUCAUGGACCACUCACCUGAAAGUCCUUUCAUCAACCCUCUGAGUGCACUCCAGUCAAUCAUGAACACACAUCUGGGAAAGGCUUCAAAAGCUGUGAGUCCAGCCGCGGAUCCUUUGUCCAUGCUUUACAAAAUCAGCAACAGCAUGAUGGACAAACCAGCUUUUACCCCAACUCCUCAAAGCAAGGCGACUGAGCCCGUUAACCACUUUCAGCUGUAUGAAAGUAACGACCAGCCCAUAGAUCUGAGUAAAAAUAAGUCCACCACUAAUAGCAGUAACAAUACCAACAGCAGCAGUGUCUUGUUGACCAACAAUAGUGUAAAUGGCAACAAGCCCCUCAUCUCCCUCCCUGAAUCUGUAUCCUCUCCUCUGAGAGAGAAUGCUCUAAUGGACAUUUCAGAUAUGGUGAAGAACCUCACAGGACGACUGACGCCCAAAUCGUCAACUCCCUCCUCCAUCUCAGAGAAGUCUGACGCCGAUGGCAGUGCGUUCGAGGAUGCCCUGGAGGACCUCUCGCCAAUACAGAAGAGGAAAGGGAGGCAGUCCAAUUGGAAUCCUCAGCAUCUUCUCAUCUUGCAAGCACAGUUCGCCUCUAGCCUGAGGGAGACCCCAGAGGGCCGUUACGCAAUGACUGACCUGGGCCCUCAGGAAAGGGUCCACAUCUGUAAAUUCACAGGGCUCUCGAUGACCACCAUAUCUCACUGGCUGGCAAAUGUGAAGUAUCAGCUGAGACGGACUGGGGGCACCAAGUUUCUCAAGAACAUGGACUCUUGCCAGCCCGUGUUCCUCUGUGGUGACUGUGCCUCUCAGUUCAGGACUCCCUCCUCCUACAUCAGCCACCUGGAAUCUCACCUGGGCUUUAGCCUGAAGGACCUGUCCAAACUGUCAGCGGAGCACCUACGGGAGCAGCAGGCUGCCUCAAAGGUGAUCACAGACAAAAUGACAUUCGGCAGCCCACUGUCAGCCUUGACCACACUGGAGGACGACACGGGCUCUGUGUACCAGUGCAGACUUUGCAAUCGGACAUUCGUCAGCAAACACGCAGUCAAACUGCACCUCAGCAAGACCCAUGGCAAGUCUCCAGAGGACCACCUGGUGUUUGUCUCUGCUCUGGAGAAACUGGAGAAGCUCGACAAAAUGGAAAAAGUUUAAUCAAGCAAAUCUGUGAGCUGCUGAGGGAAAAGACUGACAGCUGUGGAACUGACUAGAAUUUCAUUGCACUAAAAUGACAUUGUUCACAGUUACUGCACUGGGCCGAACUGAGCCGCCAGAAGAAAGGAAAAAAAAAAAAAAAACGCCAAAAAAAAAAAAAUCAGUCUUACUAUUUUUAGUUGACGACUGCCUGACUGGACCAUUUCUUUCAAUGUUGUUUGAUUUGUUUUGUUUUGUUUUGCCAAGCUUUUUUACACUUAUUUUGUAAAAUAUUUAUAUGCUAUUUGUCUGACCUGUGCAUGUAUUUUAGUGAAACAAGGUUAAACAUGAGAUUUGAAUCUGUUCAUGGCAAAAAUACAACUACUGCUUCGAUGGCGAAAGUGGCCUAAAUUGGUGGAAGUCAGGACUGUGUAAUACUUGAUAUCAAGAAGAGGAACAUUAAAUGUGUUACGCCAAAAGAAUGAAAGGAGGAUAUACCCUGAAAGACUGAAGUACAGUAGCACCUUAGACAGUUCAAUUUGUGAAGAGGACGUGUUUUCAAAUAUCUCGCAUUUCUUAAAAUCUGAUUUGGAAAGAUCCGAGGAUUAUCAUUCCCACCUUCCCAACUCCUCUCCUUCUUCUUCUUAUUAUUAUUAUUUGUUUUCUCCACUUUUUUUUUUAUAUUGAAUAGCCUGCUCAUAAAUUUGUUGGUGUAUUUAAAGAAAAAAAAAAAAAAAGAAGAUCAUUUGGAAAAUUAAAAUGCUGCUUCUUGAUUACAAGUCAAUCGGUGAAAGUGAAACAGCCAUCGGUAUGCAAAGUUUAGAAACUUUCCUUGCUGUGAAGCAUCACUUUCUAACAAUUUUCCAGUUGUAUGGUUUGUUACGAGUUUCUCUUUCUAAAUUGUGUCGCUUUCUUCAGCUGUAAAGAGAACAGUCCGUUACAUGUAAAUGACCACCAGUGAAAUGUCAGUGCUCCAUGAGACAUAUCUUAUACCAUUUAAAAAGGCUCCACAUUCUUUGUAUCUUAAGGUGUGUGCAUUCUCUAACUUUUAUAUUGUCAUUUUAUAUAGAAAAAUGAUUAAAAAAAAUAGCAUAAAAACAGAUGGUGUACACAAAUAUAUGCUGUAGAGCUACAAAAUGUCAUUUUUUAAAGAAAAAUACAAAUUAAGCUACUUUGGCUCGGUUUACAGAAAUGAUUUUAAUUAUACUUGCAUCCAAUUUGAUGCAUGAAAUGGUGUGGAAAAAUAAAUAAGCGAUGCACAAUGACUAUACAUUUCAAUGUUUUAUUGACAAUAUUGUAAAAAAGAAAAAGGAAAAAAAAAAAGAAGAAACAAAACAAACUUUUUAGCACUGGUUAGUUUGUUUCCUUUUCUUUCUCAAUUGUAAAAUAAACCCCAAAGCAGUUGUUAACAGUCA